Molecule: messenger RNA, 4449 nt
Organism: Closterium sp. Naga37s-1
Lineage: Eukaryota; Viridiplantae; Streptophyta; Zygnematophyceae; Desmidiales; Closteriaceae
Source: the annotation of a GenBank genome assembly
AUGGACGGUCAGAUCGUCGCCAGCUGCUUCGGCAAUACCAAUGGAUCUACCGCUGCUGGCUCUCCCGUUGCUGCUGACUCUACCGCUGCAGACUCUGUCGCUGCUGGGUGGAAUGAUGACGCGGGAGGCUUCACGGUGGUGGAUUUCCCCUGGAAUUGCGGAGUGCUGCCGCAGACCGCCGCUGCCUCGUCAGCGGCGUCGCUCUCAGAUGCUGACGUGUUGCUGCCUGUGGAAGCGGUAGACAUUGCGCCGUCUCUGCACUCAGCUGGAGAUAUUUAUGAGUCAUUGCCAUACCCAAUCCGUAUUCCCCAAUAUCCCUCCACGUCCCUAUCCUCCCUUCCCACCUGCUGCCUUACCCCGCUGCACUGCCUUGCCUCUGCCUUCUGCCCCACCUGGUUCUCCCCCCUCAUCCCCACACGCCCCCCCUCACAUCCCCCCUCCUACCAGGUGCGUGCACAUGCAGUCGUGGCCAUUCCCAAUCCCCUCACACUAUCCGUAGCAUACCGCCUAGUUGUGUCUGACGUCAGCGCUGAGUCAGCACCGUCUGAGCUGGACGGGAGCGCGCUCAUGUCUGUGCUUCAACGUAUCUGUGCUUGGCUGGAAACAGCUGACACGUGGCUGCUCUCAGGCCAUCCUGACGUGGCAAUGCAGGCCACCGUGGACCCUGAUGAGGUGGCAAAGGUGCUGGAUGAGACCCACGUGGCAUGGGCUGAGCUGUACGUGCUUUCUCAGCCGUUCUCUCCCAGUGAACUCCCCCUCUCAUCCAUACCCGAGUACGCAGCACACACCGAACCUAGUGCAGCAGCAGAAGCACCCACAAUUACCCCCACACUCACUCCCACUCUCAAACCCACAUCAACACCCACACUCAAUCCCACACCCACACUCACUCCCAAUCCCACACUCACUCCCACACCCACACUCGCACCCAAUCCCAUGCUCUCACCCGCUCCUAGCUCCUCACCGCCUGAUACCUCCGCACGUCCUUACACACUUCCACUAACAGACACGGCCCCUGUUCCCAGACCAGGCUCUGCACCCUCCUGCACUCGUGCUGCUGCCGACUCACCUGUCGCAACACAUGCAGCGGCGACAGGAGCAGGAGCAGAAGCAGGGGCAGUGGGGGUAGCAGCAGACAGGCCAGGUGAUGAGGCAGCCUCAUCGGGGAACCCUCCAGCCCUCACAAGACGCAGCUCCACAGGCGGCCACUCUGCCUCCAGGGUCGCUCCCUCUGCUAGCCCUCACCCGUCCGCCUCUCACCCGUCCGCCCCUCUCCCUUCCGCCUCCUCCUCUUCCACUCGGUCACAUAUCAGUGCCGCGCACAGUGGGGGCACACUCACUGGGGGCGCGCACAGUGGGGGCACACUCACUGGGGGCGGACAGGUAGGCGCACACAGCAAUGGCGCAUACAACAGUGGUGCACAGGCAGGCGAGAGGUGGCGAAUGGCAGCAGCAGGGGCACGAUCCAUGGCUGUUGGUGGCGGGAGGAGAGGAGGGGGCAGAGGGGGGACGGGGAGCGGAAUGGCUGCUCGAAAAGGGGGAGGAAGAAGGGUAGGGACUUCUGUAGAAGCAGGAGCGGGGGGUUGGGUGGAAGGGAGUGGUGGUUGUGCUGGAGGGGUGAACGGCGGGAGUGGCGGGAGAGGAGGGAGAGGGGCGAGAGGAGGGAGAGGAGAGGGCGCGUUUGUGCUGAAGGGAAACAUUUUGCCGCAGCAUGCAGUCAACGGCCCUUCUGCUGCUCAUGCUGUUGGUGCUGGUGCUGCUGCUGGUGUUGGUGCUGGUGCUGUUGUUGCUACUGCUCUCGCACGGGAAGGGCGCGCAGGGGAGGGGCGAGAAGGGGGGGGAGGGGUAGGGGACAUACAAGCAGGCAGGAGGGUUGACGGGGAAGCAGGGCUCGGCCCGCUGCAAUUCGCACCUGCGGUGACAUGGGAAGCAGGGUUUGCUAGGUCUAGAUCCGCACUGGGAGUGACCGGAGCACCUCAGGCAGAGGGAACACUGCCGGGGCAUGAAAGAGAGGGGAUGGGAGCGGCAUCACAUGACGGGGCGAUGGGGACGGCGGGGAGGGGGAGAGCAGUUAUCGGGGGUGGGAGAACGGGGAGUGGUCGCAAGCAGAGCCUCUCUAUUGGGUCCGCCAGUGACCUCCUGCCUCACUGCUCGCCCCAUGCUCCUCGUUCCUCAAGCCUUGCACAAGAUCACACCCCAGACAGUCACUUCCAGUACACUCACACCCCAAACAGUCACUUCCAGCUGGCGCAUGGGCACUGCAGUAGCCUGCUGCCUGUGAUCGACGAAGAGUCGGCUUUAAAGGAGGAGCUCCGGAAAGCGACGCGGUUCGAGAAGCGAUUAGAGGCUCGAGUUGGUGUACCGCAAGAGCUGGAGAUUUUUACGGGCGACGAGCUGCACUAUGUGGAGACGUCCGACGGAUGGCGACUCGCGCUCUGGCGUUAUCUCCCUUCUGAAUCCGUUCCUCGGAAAGCUCAUCCAGUCCUUCUCCUUUCCGGUAUUGCCACCAAUGCUCUUGGAUACGAUUUAUCACAAGAGGUGUCUCUGGCUAGACAUCUGGCAGAUCAAGGGUUCGAUACCUGGGUGCUCGAGCUACGUGGAGCAGGCUUAAGCCAGUCUCCCUUCUCUGUAGCAGGGGCGCACGGUUUGUCAUCUGCCAAGAGUUCUGCUAUUGGUCCUAUAGAAGGACCCCCUAUUACAUUCGUUAAUGGUUCUGUAAAUGGCACGAUGAACGCUGCCAUUGAUACUGGAGACUCAGUUAAUGGGUUUCCAGUUAACGGAGCUUCUACUAUCGAGCACGUGAACGGAGCUAGUCCGAAUGGCUCGGCUGUUAGUAGUAGCAGCAGCAGAACAGAUGGUACGACAAACGGCUCUGUGUUCACUCCGUUGUUUUCAAGUGAUGACGAAGAUUCAACAGCAGCUGCCGCUGCAGCAACAUCAACAGCGACAGCAACGGCAACACCAGCAGAAGUUCCAGAAAGGCCUGCGGUGACGAGUUCCGAUGUGGCAGAAGGUUUCAGCGUUUCGAGCAGCUUAUCUCGAACCAUGCAGCAGCUGCGAAAUUAUUUCGACCAAUUCACCCGUUCAGAACCAGCCAUGGACCCCCAGGCACUUAGGCCCAAGCUAAAAUUGGCGGAGGUUAGAUUGAGAGAAGCUCUGGACCAAGCGGAGCUGCAGCAGCCAGUGGCGCUGCUUGACUUGCAGCACAUGCUCGUGCAGCUGCAGACCUGCAGUGACGUGGAGCUGACGUCAUCUGGCGUGACACAGCUUAGGCAAGCCCUGGAUUCGUUCUUCCGCGAUGCUGAACAAUCACCUGAAGUUUCACCUGAGGCUUUUGCAGCGAUGAAAGAUCUGGCUGGUAUGGUAGGCCCACUGAAAUCCGACACCACUCUCCCCACUGCCGCUGCUUCGUUCCUACAACAGACCACCCGCCUGCUCAGCAGCAGCAUCGCCUCUUCCAACAUUGAGAAACGGCUAGCUGAGCUUCAGAAACGGCUGGGGGAGAUUGUGGAGUCUAGACAGGGCGUGGCGACGCCGGGAGUGGCUGAGCUUUAUGAGCAGCUGAUUGGCGUGAUUCUGCAGACGCAGGACGUGGCGAGCCUUGCCAAGGAGUAUAACUGGGAUUUUGACACGUAUUUGUAUGAUGACCUGCCGGCUGCCAUUCAGUAUGUGCGGAAAUGGUCCCGGCCGCACGAUGGGAAGAUCCUGGCCGUCGGUCACUCCAUGGGGGGAAUUCUGCUGUACUCGCGAAUGGCUGCUCUGGGUCCGGAUGCGGGUCUGUUGGGGGUGGUGACGGUGGCAUCGUCACUUGAAUACUGGAUGGCCAACUCCAGCUUGAAGCUUCUACGCCCACUCUCUGGCCCUGCGCGGGCGCUCAAUUUCCCAGUCAUCCCCGUGGCAGUGCUGGCACGAGCAGCCCUGCCCCUCAUGACCCAGCCGCCCUUCACGCUGGCGUGGGUGGCGCAGCAGCUGUCAGCCCGUGAUGCCAUGGACCCUCAGCUCUUCCAAAAGCUCAUGCAGCACAACUUCUGCACCAUCCCCGUGAAGCUCCUCUUGCAAAUGGAGUCCAUUUUCACGCCUGGUGGGCUGCGCAGUCGCAGCGGGUCCAUUUCGUACCUCAAGGGGCUGCGGGACUGCCACACGCCCGUGCUCGCCCUCGCUGGUGAUGCUGACGGUGUCUGCCCGCCGCUGCUUGUCACAGAAACCCUCAAGGCCAUUCCAUCUUCCAGCGUUGAAUACCGGCUGUUUGGAGGGUCAGACAACCGCCGCUACGGACACUACGACAUGCUCGUGGGCAAACAUGCACCCGAGGAAGUGUACCCUGUCAUUACAGAUUUUCUGUCGAAGACCGAUGGCGCUAAUGCGGAGCCGAUCAGGGCUGCAGACGAGUUUCCUUCCACCAUGUCUCCCUUGACAGUCCAACAAGAUGCUGGCAUGCAUGCAAUCUAA